Messenger RNA from Zootoca vivipara (common lizard), 7243 nucleotides. RefSeq lists its product as uncharacterized. Gene Ontology annotation, biological process: regulation of transcription by RNA polymerase II. The record is from RefSeq and is a predicted model, not a curated record. NCBI's taxonomy places the organism in Eukaryota, Metazoa, Chordata, Lepidosauria, Squamata, Lacertidae. Gene Ontology annotation, molecular function: DNA-binding transcription factor activity, RNA polymerase II-specific; RNA polymerase II cis-regulatory region sequence-specific DNA binding.
CUCAGAUCACCCCCAGAUAUGAUGCCCCUCCCGCAGCCAUCUCGACCCUCUUCUGUGGGGUCCCCUUGGAGCCCCAAGAGCAGGAGGCCAAAGGCAGCGCCGUCCCCUCCUCUUCCCAUCCCAACACAGGGGGAGGCUGCUCUGCGGAAGUAGCUUUACGGGCAAGCGCAUCCCAAAAGGAACCGGAAGUGUCGCUGCUAAAUGUGCCGGAAGUUUCCAGGCCGGAAGGGGGGCCAGAAGGAAAGUUGGGGAGGGAAGGAGGGGCGUCACUGCAGACCCCCCCCCAAAACCCCUUUCUAUUGCGCAUAAGGAAAGCGGAAUAAUCUGGAGCCAGGAAGGCGGAGGAGCAGAGAGGACCAAGAGGACUUUAUUUUCCACGUGCUCCAAAGCAAGCAGUGGAGAAGACAUUUCAGGGUAUGGAGUGUGGAAAAAACUUCACUGGUAGCAGAACACUUAGAAACCAUCAAUGGACUCACACGGGAGAGAGACCAUUUAAAUGCAUGGAGUGUGGAAACAGCUUCAGUCAGAGUAGUAACCUUAUAAACCAUCAACGGACUCACACAGGAGAGAAACCAUUUAAAUGUAUAGAGUGUGGAAAGAGCUUCAGUAGGAGUGACAACCUUAGAAUUCAUCAACGGAUUCACACGGGGGAGAAACCAUUUAAAUGCAUGGAGUGUGGAAAGAGCUUCAGGCAGAGUCAAGAACUUAGAAUUCAUCAAUGGAUUCACACAGGAGAGAAACCAUUUAAAUGUAGAGAGUGUGGAAAGAGUUUCAGUAGAAGUGGAACACUUAGAAUUCAUCAACGGAAUCAUACUGGGGAGAAACCAUUCCAAUGCAUGGAGUGUGGAAAGAGCUUCACUGACAGUGGAACUUUAUCAAUUCAUCAACGGAUUCACACUGGGGAGAAACAAUUUAACUGUAUAGAGUGUGGAAAGAGCUUCAGUUCAAUUGAUACACUUAGAAUUCAUCAAAGGAUUCACACCGGGGAGAAUCCAUUUAAAUGCAUGGAGUGUGGAAAGAGCUUCAGUAGGAGUGGACAUCUUAGAAUUCAUCAAAGGAUUCACACUGGGGAUAAACCAUUUAAAUGUAUGGAUUGUGGAAAGAGCUUUAGUGCGAAUGGCAACCUUAAAAACCAUCAACGGAUUCACACUGGGGAGAAACCAUUUAAAUGCAUGGAGUGUGGAAAGAGCUUUAGUACGAAUGGCAACCUUAAAAACCAUCAACAGAUUCACACAGGAGAGAAACCAUUUAAAUGUAUGGAGUGUGGAAAGAGCUUCAGUCAGAGUGGACACCUUAGAAACCAUCAACGGACUCACACAGGGGAUAAACCAUUCCAAUGCAUGGAGUGUGGAAAGAGCUUCACUAAUAGUGGAACAUUUAGAAGACAUCAACGGAUUCACACUGGGGAAAAACCAUUCCAAUGCAUGGAGUGUGGAAAGAGCUUCACUGACAGUGGAACUCUUAGAAAACAUCAACGGAUUCACACUGGGGAGAAAACAUUUAAAUGUAUAGAAUGUGGAAAGAGCUUCAGUUCAAGUGAUACACUUAGAAUUCAUCGAAGGAUUCACACUGGGGAGAAACCAUUUAAAUGUAUAGAGUGUGGAAGGAGCUUUAGUGUAAGUGGAACACUUAGAAAACAUCAACGGAAUCACACUGGGGAGAAACCAUUUAAAUGCAGAGAGUGUGGAAAGAGCUUCAGGCAAAGUGGAACACUUAGAAUUCAUCAACGGAUUCACACUGGGGAGAAACCAUUUAAGUGUAUGGAGUGUGGAAUGAGCUUCAGUGAAAGUGGAUCACUUAGAGUUCAUAAACGGAUUCACACUGGGGAGAAACCAUUUAAAUGUAUGGAGUGUGGAAAGAGCUUUAGUGCAAGUGGAACACUUAGAAAACAUCAACGGAUUCACAUGGAGUGUGGAAAUAACUUCAGUUCAAGUGGAACACUUAGAAAACAUCAACGGAAUCACACUGGGGAGAAACCUUUUAAAUGUAGAGAGUGUGGAAGGAGCUUUAGUGUAAGUGGAACACUUAGAAAACAUCAACGGAUUCACACUGGGGAGAAACCAUUUAAAUGUAGAGUGUGUGGAAGGAGCUUUAGUGUAAGUGGAACACUCAGAAUUCAUCAACGGAUUCACACUGGGGAGAAACCAUUUAAAUGUAGAGAGUGUGGAAAGAGCUUCAGGCAAAGUGGAACACUUAGAAUUCAUCAACGGAUUCACACUGGGGAGAAACCAUUUAAAUGUAGAGAGUGUGGAAAGAGCUUCAGGCAAAGUGGAACACUUAGAAUUCAUCAGCGGAUUCACAUGGAGAGUGGAAAGAGUUUUAGUCCAAGUGGAACACUUAGAAAACAUCAACGGAAUCACACUGGGGAGAAACCAUUUAAAUGUAGAGAGUGUGGAAAGAGCUUCAGGCAAAGUGGAACACUUAGAAUUCAUCAACGGAUUCACACUGGGGAGAAACCAUUUAAAUGUAUAGAGUGUGGAAGGAGCUUUAGUGUAAGUGGAACACUUAGAAAACAUCAAUGGAUUCACACAGGAGAGAAACAAUUUAAAUGUAGAGAGUGUGGAAAGAGCUUCAGGCAAAGUGGAACACUUAGAAUUCAUCAGCGGAUUCACAUGGAGAGUGGAAAGAGUUUUAGUCCAAGUGGAGCACAUAGAAAAUAUCAGUAGACUCUCAAAGGGCAGAGACCAUUUCAAUGUAUGCAGUGUGCAAAGAAGUUCACUGAUAGUGUAAAACGUAGAAGACAUCAACAAGCUCAGACAAGAGAGAAAUUAUGUAAAUUUUAGCAAUAUAGAAAGAGUUUCAAUCAAAGUUUAAGUCUUUUAUGUAUUGAAAUGAAGGUAGCAUCUUCCAAUAGUAAGGAUAAUCAUAGAAUCAUAGAGUUGGAAGGGCAUUUAUGGGUAUGUCCGUAGCAAAAGGAAGAACAAGGAAACUCUUAGUAUUUUGAAGUGUCAGGCAUAGCUCUAGUGGCUUUAGCCCAAACCUAGCAGAGUUUUUCUGCACACCGCAGAAGUUAGUUGAGGUGGAAAUGACUAGUUGGCUAGACGCAGAAUAACUAUUUACAGGACUUAUUAAAAGAAAAUAAAACCAGCAGUUUUCUGCAAACAAAGCAAAGCAAAAUAAAUCCUUACUCUCUACGCAGCACUCCUACUCCUAACACCCACAAGAAACAACUGUGCUAGCAUUCCUAGAUAACAGAGUUCAGUGCUGGUCAUUAACCAAUGAGAGAGUUGUUGUCAGGUCAGGCAGACCUUGGCUUUCUGCCAAGAGUAAAUUGACACUGCCUUGAGUUAAUUGUGUGAAGCAAGAAUCUGUAAGUUUCCCAUGAGAACCAAUUAUCAGAAACCGAACAGAAACAGUGUGGUCACUUAAAGGAGAAGAUGCUGAAAUGUGAACAGGGGACAGAGAAAGGGCAGAGCCCCUCAAUACCUUCUUUCUGAAGACUUAAUGCAGCUGGCCCUCUUUUGGGAGUACAACUCCCAUCAUCCCUGACCACUGGACCUGUUAGCUAGGGAUGAUGGGAGUUGUAGUCCCAAAACAUCUGGAGGGCUGAGUUUGAGGAUGCCUGACUUAAUGUGUGUGAAUCUGGAGUGGUGGGGAUGAGUGAUGAUGAGAUGAGAGAAAGCUGGAUUUUGGUUUUUGUGAAAGAAUUGGAAAUGUUUGAAGUUGGGAAUGAAGAGUUGUGGGAAUGAAACUCAAUGGGGUGCAGAAUGCUGCAGCGAGGCUCCUCACGGGGUCCCUGCCAUGGGAGCCUAUUCACCCAGUGCUUUUCCAGCUUGUCUGGCUCCCGGUGGAGUACAGGGUCAGAUUUAAGGUGCUGGUCUUGACCUUUAAAGCCCUUUACGGCCCAUGACCCUUGUACUUAUGGGACCGUCUCUCCCGGUAUGCCCCGCGGAGGACCUUAAGGUCCAUAAAUAGUAACACCUUAGAGGUCCCGGGCCCGAAGGAAAUCAGAUUAGUCUCAACUAGAAGCAGGGCCUUCUCAGCACUGGCCCUGACCUGGUGGAACGCUCUGUCUCCUGAGACCAGGGCCCUGCGGGACCUGAUUUCUUUCCGCAGGGCCUGUAAGACAGAGUUGAUCCAGCUGGCAUUUGGGCCUGGAGCCAACCAUGAUCCCCUCCCCCUUUUCCUUCCAUAUGAGGCUGCAUUUUUAAUUUUAACGUAUUUAGUCUUGUUCUUCAGUUGUAUUUUAAUCAGUUGUUUUAUAUCUAGUGUUAGCUGCUCUGAGCCCGGCCUUGGCUGGGGAGGGCGGGGUAUAAAUAAAAAAGGAUUAUUACUAUUAUUAUUAUUAUUAUUAUUAUUAUUAUUAUUAUUAUUAUUAUUAUUAGCAGCAGUAUAUAUGGCCUGCCCAUCUGGCUGGAUUUUCCCAGCCACUGUAGACAGCUUACAGGUGAUUAAAAACCAUGGAAAAAACCAUCACGCAUAAAAAACCUCCUGAUAAAGGGCUGCCUUGGUGAAACCAAUAUAUGAGCUAGAUGCAUGACAUGCAAUGCAAGAUAUGUCAAACCUUGAUUUGUUAUAAUUGUACAGUCAUACCUCAUGUUACGAAUGCUGCGGGUUGCCUACGACACAGGAUACGUCUGUGCCGAACCCAGAAGUUCCGGAACGGGUUACUUCCGGGUUCGCCGGUGCGCGCAUGCGCAGACACGACAAAUGACGUCAUGCACAUGGGCGGAAGCGCUGAAUCGCACCAUGCACAUGCGCAGACGCGGCACUUCAUGUUGCGUACUGCUUACGUUGCGUACAGGGCUCCGGAACGGAUGCUGUACGCAACAUGAGGUACCACUGUAAUUAUUUGUCGUUAGGCGGGUCAAUUAUAAAUGGAAUGUAAUAGUGAUGUUUAUUUUUGUAUUUCCUUUAUUACUGUGGAAUUUCCAAAAGAAAGCAUUUGUAAAAAUUAAAAGAAAAAUAAACAACAACAACAAACAAAGGCUUGACAUAUCUUGCUCAUAUAUCUAUCUCAUAUAUUGGUUUCACUUUUAAGUUGCAUUACUGAAAUCAACGAUUUUCUAAUUUUCCAAUUUGUGUGUUUGUGUUUGUGUGUAUAUUCUCCCACCCCCAGAGGCUGGGUCCAUCUCUAUGCUUCACAAGAUGAUCUUGCAGUGCAAACUUGGGCGGGGGUGGGACACCCACUUUGCAGCUGGCUUGCCUGGAUCAGCCCCUCCCCCCCACUCUACUAAUCCCCAGAAUGAAGGGGGAGGGGGGAGCCCUUCCCUACUCUUCUGAUGUGGGUUGUGUGAAGCACCAAACCAUUAUCCCACAGGAUCCACCCGUGGAUCCCAUAUCUGUGGGAACAGAGGAGAGAAACAGAACAGCCCACCCGCCUCUCCUAAAAUGCCUCACCAGAGCAAUACAUCUGCUCUUCCUGAGACUGGAGUGAGUGAGGGGGGGAAGAGGAAGAAAAUGGGCAGAGACCCCCCUCCAAAUGCAGUGUGCAUGAAUGCAUUUCUUCUGGCAGGGAGAACAAUCCACAGGGGAGGGGUGUGUUUCAGCAAGGUCAGGAUGUGACCCAGUCAGCCUGGCCAGACCUCCAUCAUGAUUUGGCUGUGUUGUCUGGAUCAUGCCUUAACAUCCUCAAGGAAGGAUUCAUUCUUUUCUGGUAUCUUUAUCUGGUGGUUUCCCGCCUCUCCCUAAGUUGUACCUUAUUUCUGUGCCUCAUUAAAAUAAAUUAAUGCAAAUUGAAGGAGUUGUCCAGCUAUUUCUUCUCCCCCCACCUGCUGUGCAAUCUUCUGUCUUCCGGCUGCCGAGAUCUCUUUGGAUCUGCUGGUCGCCCAGUGGAAGACAAGCGGGAUUCUUUUUGGAGACCAUCUGUCUCCCCAGAGGACAUCCUGCUGGCGUGAGACACUCGGGGCUCGUCCACACUUGGCUCCUCCACUUCUCCCCUCUUUACAGCUGAAUCGGAGCAAACCGCAAUCGGGUUCUCCAAUCUACACAGAUUGCCAUUUGCUGCCAUUCAGCAGUGAGGAGAUUUUGCCAGGGGAACCGGAUGGGCAAACAAACAACUGCUGUGGCCUUUGAUUCCUGGGCUGGGGGCAAGCAGCAGCGUGGACAGGAUACUCGGCCACAAUCCCCGGCUGGCCAGGUGCCCCCAGGAAGAAGCCAAAAAGCAGGAUCCAAGCUCAAGAGCAAGCGGCUAUGUGAAUAGACUAUGCGACUAUGGGAGACCUAGGGAGCCGAACAUGAGCCCCAGAACCCUCUUCUCUCCCUGGGUUUCCAGCAACUGAUAUUCAAAAGCGUUGCCGCCCUCAACUGUGGAGGCAGAGUAGAGCCAUCCUGGCUAAUAUCCAUCGAUAGCAGUCUCCUCCAGGAAUUCAUAGAACUCUUGUCUUUUAACAUCUCAUACAUUCUCCCAUGUCCUCUCUCUGUCAUAGAAUCAUAGAGCUGGAGAGUUGGAAGGGACCCCAGGGCAGUUGUGUAGUAAGGCCAGGUGGCACCCGGUGCAUUUUUUUUGUCAACCCCCCCCCAAUUGAAAUUAUUAAAAGGAGGAAAAAUAAUAUACAGUUGCAAUUUGUAUUUUCUGGUUUAUUAUUUACAUUUUGAGCAUAAGCACUUAAAAGCUCCCCCCCCCAACUUUGUUCUCUGCAAAUUUUGAAAUCAAAUCAUCCAAAUCCAUUCCUUUCACUUUCGUCUGAAAUAAACGCCCCCUCUCCUUCCUUAUCCAUCUCCUCUCCUCUACACAGCAUCAAGUUCAGCCACGUCCCGUUGUGUUUGUUGACAGAACUAAAAAGUUUCAAUAUCAUGUUGAGGUAAAUCAAUUGUCAGAUGAAGUUAUUAAACUCAUUUUAAAUAAUUUCCCCCCACAAAGUGUCGUGAGCCCAAAUUUAUUUAAAAAAACACAUAUUUUUGCCAUUUUGUCACACACACACCGUGAUGACACCUGGGGAGGCUUGCACCCCCCUUCCUGUGCCACUGGCAAGAGCAUUGGUUCUUUAACUAAAAUGUCAUUUUUCUAGGUGCUAUUGGAAGAAACUGGUUUUCUGUAUCCAUUUCAAUGGGGGUUUAGGGCCGGUUUUGGCCCAGAAACUAUUUUGGUCGCCCUUAUGAUGACCUAUGGUGCUGGAGGAGACACUUGAGAGACUCCAAUACUUUGGCCACCUCAUGAGAAGAGAAGACUCCCGGGAAAAAGACCCUGGUGUUGGGAAAGAUUGAGGGCACUAGGAGAAGGGGACGACAGAGGACGAGGUGGUUAGACAGUGUUCUCAAAGCCACCAACAUGAGUCUGACCAAACUGCGGGAGGCAGUGGAA